Linum trigynum is the source of this 5682-nucleotide messenger RNA. NCBI's taxonomy places the organism in Eukaryota, Viridiplantae, Streptophyta, Magnoliopsida, Malpighiales, Linaceae. The record is from the annotation of a GenBank genome assembly.
AUUCGAUUAGUACAAGUUAUUAUAAAGUACCACGACGUAUUUUCAUAUUAUGAAAAAAAUUAUAAAAUAUGUUCAAUGUCUAGAGUGCUCAACAAAUCUCUUUCAACAUAUCCUACUUACUAGGCAAUCGAUCAUUCAAGAACUGAUCGCCUCUUCGAUUCUAAAAUUUGUUUUUUUAUGUAACCCAAAUUUGAAAAAACUCUUUCAACACUUGCAGUUGCAACAAGCAAAGUCAAUACAAGUUUAAGUAGCAAGUGGACUCAUGGAAAUGAUAGAUGAACUGAGUUAAUUCAUCAAUUCCUUUUAAUCCGCAAAAUAACUCAUCAUAUCACACUAAUAAUAAUUCUCAUAGUCCAGUUAAAAUUGAGUAAUGUUUACCAUCUUCUUAUUGUCAAACUAAUCAAACUCAUUCUCCGGCUAAAACAAAUAAUGCCAGCCAACAAUCCGGUAUUCACCUCAUUAAAGCGAUUGUUCAACUCUUGCAACAUGCAUAUCAAGAACCAUGCAAAACAAUUCAACCCGAUAGUGAUACAAGUUUGUUAUCUGUAGAGCAUUGCGUCUUGAUGACCGGCCUGGAAGAACAUACUCACCGUCCAUAUUAAGAAUGUGAACAUGUUCCUUACUGCAAGACGAGAUGCCAUCCUCAAGUAGAGACUCGCAUCAUCGAUCUCUCAUAUCUCUUUUAAUCUAGCAUUUCCCGCACGAAUAAAUCUCAUAGCAUUUACAAUGUCUUGCUCUUUCCUUUGCAAUGCUAGUGACAAUCCAUUUACAUAACAAAUGAAGAUAAAUCUGAAAUCUUGCGGUGUAACCAACAUUUCCCCUGCAAUAUCAACAUAAGACUUACAUAAUAAAUUUACACCUUACGUAACUCGGCGUGAAUAUUCAUUGCAUAACAAUAUCAUAUAUCGUCAUAAGAUAUACGUAACACCGUUCCGCAAUUAUUACGUAAAGAAACAUGAAUUACGUAAAAACUGCGUAAUAUGGCCUGCUAUAUUACGUAACAGUUCUUGCAAAACAUGUUAUAGCAUGUCAAACACUCAAGUCACGAUAACUAUAGCAACUUGCAGACAUCGUAGGGAAUCCCUUGAUUAUAAUCUAAAAAAACCAAGUAAAUAAUGAGGACGCGUUGAUUUUUCUCUCAAUGGAAGUUGACUACUUAUGGAAUUUCUAAUUUCGUCUUCUAGCUGCUAGGUUGUCACUUAUAAGUACAUCACCGCAGGAGGAGACACUCAGCAAACAAUUCCCACCAACACACAUAAUCCCUAUCAAGCUUUCUCUCCAAAACUUCCAUUCAUGGCGCCCUUCCAACACUCCAGACUCUGCUUCUUCUCACUCUCGCUUCUUCUUCUCCUCCUCCUGCCCUUCACCGUCACCUCACAGAGCAACCGCAACGUAUCACUGGGUUCAUCUCUCACCACCGAAUCAAACUCCCUCUGGCUAUCCCCGUCCGGCGAAUUCGCGUUCGGGUUCCAACGGAUCACCACCGACGGCUACCUGCUAGCCAUAGUGUUCGACAAAAUUCCCGAGAGAACCGUCGUCUGGUCCGCCAACCGCAACAACCUGGCUCCCAUCGGGUCGAGGGUCGAGCUCACGACCCAAGGCCGCCUCGUCUUCACCGACCCAUCAGGCAACCAAAUCUGGGCCGCCAACACCAACGGUCCCGUAGCUUCCCACGCAGCCAUGCUCGACACAGGCAAUUUCGUACUAGCAUCUAGCGACGGGUCUAGUCUAUGGGAGAGCUUCCAGGAUCCGACGGAUACUCUCUUGCCAACCCAGAUCAUGGAGCGAGAUUCCCGACUGAUAGCCAGCCACUCGAGAUCGAAUCACUCGGAGGGUCGAUUCAAGUUCAUCAUGCAACUCGACGGGAAUCUGGUGAUGUACCAGAGGGACGAACAUCCCGGGACGCCGAGUGAGUAUGCUUACUGGAGCAAUCAUUCCAACAUACCGUCGGGCUACAGACUGGUGUUCAACCAGUCCGGGUUCCUGUUCGUGGCUUCCAUCAACGGGACAGUGCUCGACAACGUGUUCAGCAACGGAGGAUCCAGCCAGGAUUUUUACCACAGGGUGACCCUCGAUUACGACGGGGUUUUGAGGUACUACGAGCACCCGAAGAGGAACGCUAGCAACAACAACCCUACUAGUCGCAACAAUGGUUCCACGUCGUCGGAGGAGGACGGCGUGUGGCCGACGAAGUGGGUCAGCCUCGAUUUCGAGCCGAAAAACAUUUGCACGGCCGUGAGAGGAACCUUGGGGAGUGGAGCUUGCGGCUACAACAGUUACUGUGAAAUGGAGGACGGUCAGUACCGCGUUUGCAAGUGUCCCCCGAGGUACAUUUUCCAGGACCCGUCCGACGAGACCAAAGGUUGCGUUCCUGACUUCGCUCCGCAGGACUGUCGUCGUCUCCCGGAGGAAAUCGACGCGUUCGAUCUCGCGGCGAUGCCCAAGGUGAACUGGCCGCAGUCGAACUACGAGGCUUUCGAGAUUGAUACGGAGGAUUUGUGUCAGCAAUCCUGUCUGAAGGAUUGUCGGUGUACUUUGGUUGUCUACAACGGAGGUUUGUGCUUGAUGAAGAGAAGUCCUCUGUCUAACGGAAGAGUGGAAGACGCCAUGUCCGGGAGAUCGUUGAUCAAAGUGAGGAGAUCUAACUCCACCACCACCACCACCACGACCUUCCCACCGCCGGUGUCUUCAGUUCCGGUUGAGAAUGAGGAGAAGGAGAAUGGCGGGCAAGCUUUGUUCAUUGUUGGGUCGGUGCUUUUGGCCACUUCAGCCUUUGUUAUCCUCUUGUCAGCCACAACCUUCAUUCUUUUUUCCAGACUAAAGAAGAAAAAGGAUCAAGAUAGAGGCGGCAAAGAUGGGGAGAAUGAUUGGUUAUCUAGGAACCUUCAAAAUUUCUCGUACCGUCAGCUAGAACAGGCCACGGGAGGGUUUGACGAAGUGCUGGGAAGUGGCGCCUCUGGAACGGUUUACCGAGGGGUUCUACCGAACCAACGGCUCGUCGCGGUGAAAAGGCUGGACAACGCGGUGAGCCAAACUCAGGAUCGGGAGUUCGAAACCGAGGUGAAAGUGAUCGGCGGAACUAACCAUAAGAACUUGGUAAAGCUCGUGGGCUUUUGCAACGAAGGGUUGCACCGGGUGCUGGUUUACGAGUUCAUGAGCAAUGGGUCGUUGGACAAGUUGUUGUUCGGAGGAGGAGGAGGUCGUGAUUCUUCGAGGCCCGGUUGGUACACAAGAACGGGGAUAGCUUCUGCGGUGGCCAGAGGGAUAGUGUACUUGCAUGAAGAGUGCAGCACCCAGAUCAUCCACUGCGACAUCAAGCCACAAAACGUCUUGCUGGACGAGUCGAUGACCGCCAAGAUCGCGGAUUUCGGAUUGGCCAAGCUUUUGAAGGUGGACCAGACGCGAACAAUGACCGGAAUCAGGGGCACGAAAGGGUACGUAGCUCCAGAGUGGUUCAGGAACGUGCCCGUCACUGCGAAAGUCGAUGUGCAUAGUUUUGGCAUUCUGCUCUUGGAGUUGGUUUGUUGCAGGAGCAAGUUGGAAAUGGAGGCGGAAAGCGAGGAUGAGGUGGUUCUUGCCGAUUGGGCAUAUGAAUGCUACAAGGAAGGGAAACUGGCUAGGUUGGUGGAGGAUGACGACGAGGCAAUGGCUAAUAUAGGAAAAGUCGAGAGAUUUGUGAAGGUUGCGAUGUGGUGCAUUCAGGAUGAUCCGUCGUUGAGGCCUGGGAUGAUUAAAGUCAUUCAUAUGUUGGAAGGCUCCGUUCAUGUCCCUAUCCCUCCAGAUCCUGCCUCCUUCAUGAGCACGAUCUAAGUGAUCUCAUAUUAUGAGAUAAUUUGUAAAAUAUUAUUUUCGUUCGAACUAUUUCAUCUCAAUUCGUCGUACAAAAUAAUUGUUUAUUUAUACUCAUUCCAUUUCAGCGAGUGUCCUCCACAUAGUUUACUGUAAUAAAAACAUCAUUAUUUCACAACCUAUAAAAGCUGGGUAGCAAGUUCAAAGAAGAAGAGCUUGUAAAAAAGAGGAACAAGACUAGAAAUUAUAAUCGCUUAAUACAGAUAAACAUCAUUAUAUCUCACAAAAAUACGAUGCCUAAGUGAAAAAAAUGCUAAAUAAUAUUAUUGUGUAUUUGAAGUUUAAUAGCUGAACAUAAUUAUCAUUUCACAAAAUAGCUUUAGUUUGAGUAAAAUAAAUAAAUUAUUAAUAUAUGCAACAAAUUUACAUAACUAUUUUUACACUAAUCUCUCAAAUCAAUGGACCCACCAUCUCUCAAAUUUAUAUAAGUUACUUGAAUACAGGGGCGGACCCACGGGGACACCCCUAAAUUUUGGGAAAACGAUUAUUCAACCCCGGUAGUAAUUUAUGUAUUGACAAAAAGAUUAUAAUUGAUAGUCGAGCACACCCCUAAAGUUAAAAAAGUGAUUAUCCUACUCUCAUCUUUUAGUUUGAGUAUGAGAAUAUAAGUAGUAGUUUGGGUAAUUCAAACCUAGGACACUUUUAUUAUUAAUAAACAUAAUUUUCAUUAGGCUACAACUCAUAUGUUAUUCGAUUUUAAACACCGUGUAAUAGUAUAAUGUCAUUCUCUAUCUCUAAUUAUUUUCAAAAUCUAACAAUUAAACAAAUUUCAAACUACCCUUAAUUUAAUUUGUAUUGAUUUAUGGUUGUACAACAAGUAUUGAAAGAGUCUUUUCAGGUUUGGAUUACAUCAAGAACAAGUUUAGAAAUUGAAUAUGUGAUCAGUUCAUGAAUGAUUGUCUAAUAUGAUAUACAGAGACAAUUUUUUUUGAAUAGUGUAGACCCCAAGUGUGUUCUACAAUCAUUUUUUAAUAUGAAAACACAUUGUGAAUUUUUUCAAACUGUAUGAGUAAAGUAUUUCUUAUUUAAAUAUUAUUUUUUAUUAAUUAUUUUAGAAUUAUUUGUAUUUAAUUUAUUUUUUAAAAGAGGACACCACUAUAUAAAAUUUCUGUGUCCGCCACUGCUUGAAUAUGUUUUUUUUUUUUUAAAUAAAAGUUACUUGAAUAUGUUAUGUGAUCCAUAAUCCAGACCGAAUUUUACGACUUGCAUCAAUUGAAGUCUGCAGAAAAGCUAUAUGCUUCCUUUCGUGGAAGCUUUCUCCACCUAGAAAAGUCAAACUUAUGGGGCGCCCUUUUCUCACCAUGCACGGACGAGCAGACACCGCUUCUCUCUCACCACUGGAUUAUGGAAGAACGCGUGGAAAUUCUUUACCUUCUAAAUAGAGCUGCAAAUGAGUCAAGUCGCUUGCGAACAGCUCGAUGUUUUGUUCGAGAAAAACUCGUUUGAUGCUCGGCUCGUCACUUAAUGAGCUGGCUCGUUAGCUUGCUCCUUUAUUAAUGAGCUGAAUAUGAGCUAGAUCUAGCUCAACUCGUUAGGCUCGUUUAUUAAAAAAAAAUAGUUUAGUAAUUGUGUAGAAUAACAAACUUGUUUGGUAAACUAUGGUAGUACAUGAGUAAUUCGUAUAUGACGGUAGAAUUGAAUGAUAAUCAUAUAGUUUAGUAACUGUAAAAUAGUAGCGUGACUCAUGAAUAUAUGAUCGUGAACAUGUUAUUGGAACUCUUUUUUCAACAUACAUCAAAAUGGCUAUCGUUGUAUAGAUCACAUAAAAUCUUAUUCUUUGAUGCAAGAAUAUCUAAAUUCAAGGUUGAAACGAAACAAAUACGGAUAAAUUAA